UGUGAUUGAAAUCGUUUAAAAAAUUUCAUUAUUCAAAGUGAACAGCAUUGAGAUUUUAUUGAGUUGGUUUGAUGGGUUAGAUUCGCGCUACUAUAUUGCCUGCGGCUAAUGGGACUUGGAAUUGGGGUUUUACCAUUACUUAAGCUGAUUCUGAGUAUUUGUUUUGCGAUUACAUUUUGGGGUUUUCACUAAUUGAACGCUCUACCUUACCAGUUUAUUAGUGGCGCCGAUGAGAACUGUGCUUGUUACGCUCAGACAAACCCGUAAUACAAUGGCAAUGCCCAAUAAGAGGACGACGACCUCCACUAGGGGUUUGAUGGUGGACACCCUUCUUCAGUCUCAGUCUUGUGUCAGGUCUCGUCUUGGUGCAGUUUCUCACUUCUCCAUGAAUCUUCAGUCGUUUGGUGGCGUUACUGAUCUUUCCAACGAAGAAAACAAAAGGCGCACUAUUAACAGAUGGUUGUACCGAAGCAUGCAAAGGGGUUUCUUAGAGUUGGACUUGGCAUUGGGAAAGUGGGUUGAGGAAAAUAUCUUCUCAAUGGAUGAAUCUGGUAUCAAAUCACUUUUUCAUGUUCUUGACGUGGAGAACCCAGACCUGUGGAAGUGGCUCACUAACCAGGAACAACCACCCGAGGCUGUGAAUAAUAAUUCAGUGAGCAUUCUCUGCUCUUCGUGAGUAGGUCAUGGGCAACCUGGGACACGAGCAACACCUGGGCAGCCAUGGGUAAGAGGAUGGGAUGAUUUGAAAAGAGGGAGAGGCAACCCCAUAUCUGGAAAUCAAUUGCUUCAGGACCUGGUUUCUUGCAGAGUGGUAAGUUGGUGUUGGAGCUUUGGAGGAUCAUAAAGAUUGCUCAUUUCUCUACCAAUUUCGGUUUUUGGGUGGGGCUAGGUUAAUUUCAAUAGAAGAUCUACCAUCACAUAUGGUUCUAGACACUUUGACUUCAGGCGGAUUAAAUGCAUCUGGAACAAAGUAGUAAAAUGUUCAGGGGAAUCCAUUCAGCUUUGUAACUCACAUUCAAUAUUUAGUUCUCUACAUUUGAAUGCGUAAAUAAAGUUUUCAAUCAGUAUCACGAGAAUUGGAAGCGAGUUCUGAGGUUCUUGCAGGCUGUCAAGCUAAUCUUUCGACUCUGUUUAGACCUUAGCAGGCAAUGUACAAUUUCCAAUCUUUUUAUUUUCAA
Papaver somniferum (opium poppy) is the source of this 1178-nucleotide messenger RNA. RefSeq names its product succinate dehydrogenase assembly factor 2, mitochondrial-like. The transcript has 7 exons. Lineage: Eukaryota; Viridiplantae; Streptophyta; Magnoliopsida; Ranunculales; Papaveraceae. The record is from RefSeq and is a predicted model, not a curated record. Gene Ontology annotation, biological process: protein-FAD linkage; mitochondrial respiratory chain complex II assembly; tricarboxylic acid cycle. Gene Ontology annotation, cellular component: mitochondrion. Bases 230 to 676 code for a protein of 148 amino acids.